Molecule: messenger RNA, 2528 nt
Organism: Pogona vitticeps (central bearded dragon)
Lineage: Eukaryota; Metazoa; Chordata; Lepidosauria; Squamata; Agamidae
Gene: LMOD2
Product: leiomodin 2
Biological process (GO): pointed-end actin filament capping; muscle contraction; myofibril assembly
Cellular component (GO): cytoskeleton; myofibril; striated muscle thin filament
Molecular function (GO): actin binding; tropomyosin binding
Source: RefSeq, a predicted model, not a curated record
UUGUUGCUUUAUUCCCUACCGUCCUCCUGGCCUCCGAGUAGAUAGCGGGGUACACAUUUUCCUGAUAUCAAGCUACGCUAAAUAUGGUCAUGUCAGUAUGUCAAUAAUCCCUGUGUUUAAGCCACAUACAGACACUGAUGUGUCGGGACAUUCUUUCUCUUCAACUCUCUAGCUGACGUCUGGUGCUUAAAACAGAGCAUGCUUUCAUCCUUCCGCGCAUUGUCGCAACCCCCUAGGAAUACAUUUUAAAGGGUGCUGCUGCUACGUAGGGAAACAGUUGCUGACCAAACCAGGCAGAGACACUUCGACUCCGGCUUCCACGAAUGCUGCCUUAUAGUUUCUCCUCUACAUUGGCCUGACAGGAAAGUAAAAAGGGACCAUGUCUACCUUUGGCUACAGGCGAGAGCUUAGUAAAUAUGAAGACCUAGAUGAAGACGAACUCCUCGCUUCUCUAACGGAAGAGGAGCUGAAGGAGUUAGAGAGAGAAUUUGAGGACAUUGAGCCUGACCGAAACCUCCCUGUGGGACAAAGGCAAAAGAGUCUCACUGAGAAAACUCCAACAGGAACUUUCAGCCGGGAGGCGCUGAUGGCCUAUUGGGAAAGGGAGACCAGGAAACUUCUAGAAAAAGAGAGAAUGGGGGCAUGUGAAAAGGAUGCUAAUCAAGAAGACGAUGCUGGUGAGGAAUCAGAAGAAGAAAUUAAUGAAGACUAUUUCACAGGAAGUAAUAGUGAAGUUUCUGAGGAGGUAUACACUGAAGAAGAAGAAGAGGAAGAAGAAGAAGAGGAAGAGGAAGACAAAGAAGUAGACCAAGACAAAGAAGGAGAGGAAGAGGAUCAACAUGAAGAAGAGGGAGAGCAAAGUAGUACAGAUGAUAGUGAAGAAGAAGAUGGUGAAGAAUGUAAAAAACCCAAAGACACUGAAAUCAAACAAAGUUCACUCAGUAUAAACCUUAAAAAAUGCAACAACAAGAGGAGUGAAAAUGAGAUAGUUGCCAAUGGGCAUAAUGAAAAGGAUGCAGAAGACUUGAACUACAGAAUGGGUCCCAUGCACCCUUGUGGAAAUCCAACUGUGAUUGAAGAUGCAUUGGAAAAGGUCAGGAACAAUGAUCCUGACACCACUGAAGUAAACCUAAACAACAUUGAAAACAUCACAUCACAGAUGCUCAUAAAUUUUGCUCAGGCUCUCAGGAACAACACUGUAGUCAAAACAUUUAGUCUGGCCAACACUCAUGCUGAUGAUAAUGUUGCCAUGGCUAUUGCUGGUAUGCUCAAAGUUAAUCAACAUAUAUCAAAUCUGAAUCUUGAUUCUAAUUUUAUUACAGGGAAAGGAAUACUAGCUAUCAUGAGAGCUUUGCAGAAUAACAAAGUUUUAACAGAAUUACGCUUCCACAACCAAAGGCAUAUAAUGGGAGGCCAGGUUGAAAUGGACAUUGCUAAACUUCUGAAGGACAAUACUACUAUUGUGAAGUUAGGCUAUCAUUUUGAGCUUGCUGGACCAAGAAUGAGUAUGACAAGCAUCCUGACAAGAAACAUGGAUAAACAAAGACAGAAGCGGAUGCAGGAGCAAAGGCAGCAAGAAUCCAAUGGAACAAUCAGUCCAAAGACCAAAGCUUUCCCAAAAGGAACUCCUGGUUCUUCACCUUAUUCAUCUCCCCGAAGUUCACCUUGGUCUUCCCCAAAAACGGUCAGAAAAGUCAUACCUGUUCAAAACCAACCUUCUCCCCUAAGUUCGCCUCUCUCCUCCCCAAAGAUUCCUAAAAAAGUCCCUCCUGUUAAACAACAACCUCCAUCUCCUCCACCACCUCCUCCACCACCUCCUCCACCUCCACCUCCACCACCUCAAGCAGUUCCAGAGAAAAAGGCACCAACUCGGAAUAUUGCUGAGGUUAUCAAACAGCAAGAAAGUGCCAAAAAGGCUCUACAAAAUAAACCGAAAAAGAAAAAAGGAAAGAAAGGGAAAAAAUAUGAGAAUGAGAUCUUGUCAGAAAUUAAAAAUUCAUUAAGAUCAGUCUCAGAUAAGAAGUCAGAAGAAGGUUCCCGGCCCUCUACUCGACCUUCUACCCCAGUGAGAUGCCUCCACAGUGAUCUCAUGGAAGCAAUUCGUGGAAGUAGCCUAAAACAGCUAAGACGAGUGGAAAUCCCAGAAGCUCUGCGAUAAGACAAUUAACAAGUCUGAUACGUGCAACCCUUGCCAUGGAGAAUAUUGUGAUUACUAUGGUGGUUAAGAGAAAGGUACUGAAUUGUUCUUCCAUGAUAAAACACACUUGUGUAAAUGACUUCAAAUAUGCACUCUUAGGUUUCAAAUACGAAGAGAAACAUUAAGCAUUGUAUUGACCUUUUUUCAUGUGUACAUAUGGAAUAGACUUUUUUAUUGAACAAAAUUUCUAAAAAUAGUUCAUUUAGAUAUACUUGUUGACAUCAAGUAGCACUUCACAGGAAAGGGAUUGUUCUGUGACCUGUAUUUUAUUUUUGUCUGCUUUGUGAAUUUACAAUAAAGGUAGUCUAAAUGUUCAAGUGACAAAACAGUA